AUGGUGCAGAGACACAGCCUGACCAUCCCCCAUGGAGUGCCUGUCCUGGCUCUUUCCUUCCUGGCAUGUGUGGCCACAGGUGUGGAGCUGUCUGUAAACAACCAGGCUGCUGACUUCACCCUGUCCACAGGGCUCAGCCCUGCCAUCUCCCUCUCCUGCCUCGUGCACAACAGCAGCCAGGCCGAGGAGCUGCUCUGGUACCGUGGGGAGGGGCAAGUGGAUCUGAAGGAUGGGAAUAAAGUGAACGUCAGCAACAUCUGCAUCUCCCCAGUCAACGAGUCUGACAACGGGGUCACCUUCACGUGCAGGCUGGCACGGGACAAGGCUGUGCAGGUGUCUGUGACCCUGGAUGUGCAGUUCCCUCCCCAUCUGAGUGGAGAGGAGACCCUGCACGUGGAAGAAGAGAAAGAUGUUACCCUGACCUGCAACUCCAAAUCCAACCCUCAAGGCCAAAGCACGUGGUUAAAGGACAGCCAGAGCCUGACCCUGCAGCAAAGUCGGCACAAGCUGUACCAGACCAGCGAGGUCUUCCAGCUCUCCAUCAGCAAAGUGCAGAAAUCUGACAAUGGGACCUACACCUGCCUGGUGGAAUCACGCCUGGGAAGUGGGACAAGGGAUUUCCACCUCAUCGUUGAAGAUAAAAAACCUGUUUUUCCCAAGGAGGCUGUUAUUGCUGCUGUCGUGGUGGUUACAAUCACAAUACUUUUUGGAAUUGUGGCUCGAAUAGAAAAAUUUCUUAAGUGCUUCAAGAAACCAAAAGAAACAGCUCUGUAA
Messenger RNA from Melozone crissalis (California towhee), 774 nucleotides. RefSeq names its product transmembrane and immunoglobulin domain containing 1 (gene TMIGD1). Bases 1 to 774 code for a protein of 257 amino acids. Gene Ontology annotation, biological process: cell-cell adhesion. Gene Ontology annotation, cellular component: cell-cell junction. The record is from RefSeq and is a predicted model, not a curated record. The transcript is spliced from 5 exons. NCBI's taxonomy places the organism in Eukaryota, Metazoa, Chordata, Aves, Passeriformes, Passerellidae. Gene Ontology annotation, molecular function: cell adhesion molecule binding.